AUGCGCAUCAAUAAUGGCGAGUCGAGUGAGAGUAGUCACGGGGAGGAAUACGAAGAAGAGCACGUCCACACUGUGUACGAGCAAAUCGCAUCCCAUUUCUCAUCGACGCGAUACAAGGUCCGCGAACCGAGAUCUUCACAUGUCAGCCAGCACUGACCACCACUAGCCCUGGCCUAUCAUCGAACGCUUUCUGAAAGACCUUCCCUCAGGAUCAGUAGGCCUGGACGUCGGCUGCGGCAACGGGAAAUAUCUCACCGUGAACUCUGACAUUUUCAUUGUCGGCUCAGACAGGUGUGUAGUAGCUUCAAGCGAAGGUGAGUGAGCCAAAGAGACUGAUAUGGUAAGUCCAGAUCCAAUAAUCUCGUCUCGAUUGCCAAGCAGCAUCAGCCUCAUGCUGUCGUGGUGGCAGACAUUUUGGACCUUCCCCAUCAGGAACGAGUCUUCGAUUUUGCUAUCUCUAUUGCUGUUAUCCAUCAUCUCUCCACUCCAGAGCGACGAGUAGAGGCUGUCAGAUCUAUACUUGAGGCUCUCAAGCCCGGCGGCAAGGCUUUGCUGUAUGCGUGGGCGCUCGAGCAAGAAAGCAGUCGCAGAGGCUGGAGCGGAAAAGACCACCAGGACGUAAUGGUGCCGUGGGUCAUGCGUGGCAAGAAGGCCUCGCGAGAUGGCCAAGCCGAGGACAAGACCUUUCAUCGCUACUACCACCUCUAUCGUCAGGGUGAGCUCGAAAGUGACAUCGAAGUCGCGGGUGGUCAAGUCAUCGAGGCUGGAUACGAGAAAGAUAAUUGGUGGGCUAUCGCUACGCCGAAGCAGCCCUGA
Molecule: messenger RNA, 816 nt
Organism: Lecanosticta acicola
Lineage: Eukaryota; Fungi; Ascomycota; Dothideomycetes; Mycosphaerellales; Mycosphaerellaceae
Source: the annotation of a GenBank genome assembly